This is a messenger RNA of Cetraspora pellucida, 1185 nucleotides long. NCBI's taxonomy places the organism in Eukaryota, Fungi, Glomeromycota, Glomeromycetes, Diversisporales, Gigasporaceae. The record is from the annotation of a GenBank genome assembly.
AUGUUAGCUAUGAAUUCUAAAGAUGCAUUUUCUAUGUUGAAAAUUAUUUUUAUUUUAUUGUUGUCGCAGAAUUUUCUCAAUGUUUAUUCAUUUAAGCCUGAACCACGUGGUGGUCACAUGGCAACAUUGUCUAAUGAUAAGCUUUAUUUUAUUGGAGGUUCACGACCUAUACCUACGACUUCAUCUGCAUGGAAUAUAACUCACCAAUUCGGUCUAUCGGACGAAGUGUUCUAUUUAGAACUUUCGUCAUCAUUUACUGUUGAUUUACCUCCGUUUACGGAUCUUUCUGCAACUUCACGAGUUCCAUUUGGCUGCGAAAAAGGAACAAUGGUAUUAGGUGUUUAUGGCAUACGUAUGUAUCUUGUUGGCGGAGUGCAGCAAGAUAUGACAACAUUUGGUUAUAAUACAACAAAUUCUAGCCUUUGGAUUUAUAUUGUGAAUUCACAAAAAUGGGAUAUUCCUGGACCAGGAACUGCUGGAAUACCACUUCCCAGGCGCAGAUCCACUGCAACAACUAUUGAUAAAAAUGGUGUAAUUUAUAUAUUUGGUGGAAGGGUAGAAGUGGAUACUGGUUCAAAUGUGUUUACGAUAUUUGAUGAUUUUUUCACAUUUGAUACUGUGUUAUUGAGAUGGACUAAUAUGUCUUCACUUCCUAACCUUCCAUAUAAACGAAGUCAUAGCACUGCAACUUUAAUGCCUGAUGGAAAAAUUAUUUACAUAGGUGGUGUUACUCAAUCUAUCCCUGGUGAACCUGCAACUCGUAUAAGCAUGAAUGAGAUAAAUAUUUUCGAUACUAUUGCAUCAGUUUGGUCACAAAAGUCUGCUUUAGGGAUUGUUGAUCCUCGUGUUGGACACACCUCUGUCCUAGCACCCGAUAAUCGCACUAUAGUUAUUCUAGGAGGAUCACAAAGUUACGGACUUAAUCAGACUACACCAUAUCCGGUUUUUGUAUUGUUAGAUAUUAGUUCUGAACCUUUUCAAUAUUCAUAUCCUCAACCUUCUGGGGAAUCUCCUCCUCCAUUGGCAUUUCACACAGCAACACUCUACCAAAACUACAUGAUUGUAGGUUUUGGUGUUGCAGAUCUCCUAGCAGAUCUCCCCCAAUAUCUCCCAGCAGACCUCCUAGCACACCUCCCAGCCCUUAAUAAAUCAAUGAAUCAUAGGAAUAAUAUUCAACAAUUAUAA